Molecule: messenger RNA, 777 nt
Organism: Rhinocladiella mackenziei CBS 650.93
Lineage: Eukaryota; Fungi; Ascomycota; Eurotiomycetes; Chaetothyriales; Herpotrichiellaceae
Exons: 3
Coding region: 1-777 (258 amino acids)
Source: RefSeq, a predicted model, not a curated record
AUGUCGUCCUCGAAAACGCCCACCUCUCCAACUGAGACCUCCAUCUUUUCGUCGCCGCAAAGAGCCAUGCCCACAAUCCUUCGCUCAGUGCUGUGGAAUGUCCAUAUCUACGACUCAAAUGAUCCUACCACCGUAAUUGGCGGUCUGUCUCUCACACCCGGUAUUACAAAUGCCAACCUCUACGUCAUGAUAGAGAUUCUUGUCAUUAUUUCGAGCACCUUCUUUCUGCGAGAUGAGAAUGAAACAAAGAUUGAAAGGGAUGGCCAUCCGCUUCAGCCUGGGAAGUAUUACAUUGUUGCUGCCGAUUCCUUCCAGGUCAAUGAUGAGCCAUGGCUCGUCCGAACAAUCGAUCGUGCUCCUGGAACCCGUGUCGCCGCCUUCUGCGAUGCUGUUCGUUUGCGAGAUCGUCGAUGCGUUAUAUCCGGAGAGAUUGUACCCACGUUUGGUGAAAUUGACCUCUGGGAUGGCUUCGAUGCUGCGCACAUUUUCCCACUCGCCUACGAAGGUCACUGGAUCGAUCAGAACUUCAAUCGAUGGAUUACAAUUCAACCAGCAAAAGGGGGAACUAUCAACUCAGUACAGAAUGGAUUGUUGCUUGACUCGGCUAUACAUCAACUAUUCGAUGCCUAUGCUGUCUCAAUUAAUCCGGAUGACAAUUACAAGGUUGUAGCCUUCAUGCCUACACCGAGAAAUAUUGCGGGCAAGCAUCUCGAUCGAGAAUAUUUUACUCACCCUGACGCGCCUCUUGACUCACUUCUACGAUGGCACUUUCGAUAG